AUGGCAACUUCUUCUUCUCCCUCGUCCACGGCGAUCCAGAUACCUCCACCGGCCGCCACCAAGGACGUUGACGACGACGGUGAGAUAACAGCCCCCGACACGGUACCACCGCCAAUGCCAACCCCUACCAUGGACAGGGUCAUGUCAAGCGUGACAAACCUUGCGCAGCUCCUGCCGACUGGCACGGUGCUGGCGUACCAGGCGCUAAGCCCAUCCUUCACCAACCACGGCAAGUGCGAGACCUCCAACCAGUGGCUCACCGUGGCGCUGGUCGCCAUCCUCACCGUCAUGUGCCUCUUCUUCUCCUUUACCGACAGCAUCGUCGGCCAUGACGGAAAGCUCUACUACGGCGUAGCCACGCCGCGUGGCUUCAACGUGUUCGACUUCUCCAGGGAGGACGAGAGCCGUGAGUGGAGCAGGGACCAGCUCCGGAGUCUCCAUCUCCGACCGCUGGACUUCGUGCACUCCUUCUUCGCGGCUGUGCUUUUCCUCACGGUGGCGUUCAGUGACGUGGGGCUGCAGAACUGCUUCUUCCCAGACGCCAGCAGGAACGCCCAGGAGCUGCUCAAGAACCUGCCACUCGGCAUGGCCUUUCUAUCCACCGUUGUGUUCACCAUCUUCCCCACCAAAAGGAAGGGAGUCGGAUUCAGCGACUCCACUCCUCGCCCGAAGGUAGCGCAGACCACCAGAAGGCGGAAAACCGAGGGUACGUCUUCGCACGGUGCCGUGCUCUCUCAUAUCCUCUUCUCCAACGGUCCAAAGCGGCACGAGGCGGCCGCCGAGAUCCGCGAGGGCGCGCGCGGCCGGAGAGGGUCUGGGCGUGUUCCGGCUACAGGCGAGCGGCGCGUGGGGGUAUCGGGUGGUGCGGCGGAUGCGCACGGGCACGCACUGGGUGGCGGGGCGGACGCGCACCUCGACGACGACGACGACCGCAGGCGCUCCUUGACUCGGCGCCGACAAGAUCGACGGGAUCAAGCGCCUCCUCACCGCCCUCGUCGAAACCAGGUGGUCAAGAGAGAACGUGGCGGCGCGGUGGCCGGAGAUGAAGAAGCUCGUCUUGCUUCGCAGCUAACUACUAGGAUGCAUAAAAUGCCUUUCAAUCAAUGUAACCAAAAUUGGUUGAACUGGACCGAUUCACAUGGACUAGCUCCGUCCCAGCGCAUCUCUGUUCGUCAGCGGCCCCGGCGGCUCGCUGUGCUGCACCCCUCCCCUUGCAUGUUGAACGGCCAAGGACCCAAGCUGCCAUGCCGUGCUCCUUCUGUCGCGGUCAGGCAACCAUCGCGCUGCCGCGAGCUUCCACAACAUACCGAGGUAGCCAAGCAGCACUGCCUUGCCGGCCGUGGUCACCGUGAGCGCCAACGUCGACACCCGUGGCACCGCCCAUGAGCUCCCACAACACGCCGAGCCGCCGAGGCAGCAGGGCUACCCCGCGAAGGAGACCACCACGACAGUCGAGAGCUUCCACAUAACACCGAGAUCGGGGCUCCGGCCCGUGCAGCGGUGCAGGUCGUCGCCGUGAUUUCGUCGGGCCUGGGAGAGGUGAGAGACGGGAUUAGGUUGGGGAUUGCAGGGGCAUUUUCGACAUUUCUCUAUGGGUCCAUCUUGUCAGGGGCAAAUCAUCAAGAUUUCGGCAAACCAUUAAUGAAGUCGAAAAUGAGGGCAAAUCCUCAAAGUGCAAAGAAAUAUGUGGCAAAUCCUCAAAUUCCCCAAAUAUAUAAUGCAUAUGGAGAUGUGUUGUUUCACAUGGUGUAUGCUAGAUUUAUUUUUUCAUGCUUUUAUGUGAUCAGUUCUGUCAGAUUAAACAAGCAGAACUUGUCAUGUG
Messenger RNA from Triticum aestivum (bread wheat), 1822 nucleotides. RefSeq lists its product as uncharacterized. Bases 1 to 1386 code for a protein of 461 amino acids. The record is from RefSeq and is a predicted model, not a curated record. Gene Ontology annotation, biological process: endomembrane system organization. NCBI's taxonomy places the organism in Eukaryota, Viridiplantae, Streptophyta, Magnoliopsida, Poales, Poaceae. The transcript has 4 exons.